Messenger RNA from Trematosphaeria pertusa, 1149 nucleotides. Its product is annotated as Aldo/keto reductase. The coding region runs from base 378 to 800 and encodes 140 amino acids. The transcript has a single exon. Lineage: Eukaryota; Fungi; Ascomycota; Dothideomycetes; Pleosporales; Trematosphaeriaceae. The record is from RefSeq and is a predicted model, not a curated record.
CUGGACAUCAGCAAAGGUUUUCAUAAACACUCGCUCUUGAUUAUCGUGCUGUGGAAAAGCUCCGCCUCUAGGCCUUCAGCAUUUUAUUCCUUCCGCAAGCCCUCAAGCCCAACGAGUCCAACUCAAUAGCAAACGCAACAUCUACACUGCUACCGGGAAUGCAGUACGUCCGCCUCGGUGCCUCGGGCCUCAAGGUCUCCCGUAUCAUCCUCGGCGGAAUAACCUUUGGAAAGUCCACAUGGGAAGGCUCACCAUGGACAUUGGACGAAGGCGCAAGCAUGCAAGUCCUCAAACGAGCCUAGGAUCUCGGCAUCAAUACCUGGGACACUGCAGAUAGGUACUCCAACGGCGAAAGCGAAUGCAUCCUUGGCAGAUUCAUGAAGAAAUACAACAUCCCAAGAUCGAAGGUCGUGAUCAUGACAAAGGUAUUUAAUCCAGUCAUGGGCGGCGAUAGUAGACCAAAUCCCGGGGACCCCCACUCGCGGGAGUUGGUCAACCAGAUGGGGUUGAGUCGGAAGCAUAUUUUCGACGCUGUGGACUCAUCUCUCGAAAGGCUGGGCACACUGUACAUCGACGUGCUACAACUACAUCGCCAAGACCAGGAGACACCGCCCGAAGAGAUGAUGCGCGCAUUGCAUGACGUCGUGUCUAUAGGCAAAGUACGCUACCUAGGCGGCUCGUCAAUGUACACGUGGGAAUUUGCACGGCUCCAAUAUACGGCGAAGAUGACGGCUGGACAUCCUUCACGUCUAUGCAGCCCUUCUACAACCUUCUCUACCGCGAGGAGGAACGCGAGAUGAUUCCGUUCUGCACCUCGCAGGGCAUCAGCGUCAUCCCGUGGUCGCCGCUCGCAUGCGGUCUGCUCGGGAAGCCGGUCGGCGAGACGAGCGUGAGGAACGAAGCGGAUUCCGAACGAACAUGUGGUUUAGCGAUGCGAAGAUAGAGAUCAUAGACAGAGUAGAGGAGUUAGGUAGGAAGAAGGGGGUUCGUAUGGCGAGCGUGGCCACAAGCUGGGUGUUGAGGAAGGGAUGCUGUCCUAUUGUGGGGCUGAUGAGUGUGCAGAGGGUGGAGCAGAUUAUGCAAGCUUUGGAGGUGGAGUUGAGCGACGAAGAGAGCAGGUAUUUGGAGGAGUACCAGCCGAGAGAGGUG